CUUAUAUUAACCUGGAUGAAACUAGAGAUGAUUCUUCUAAGUGAAAUAUAACACGAGUGGAAAAACAAACACGGGAAUUGCACAAUGAGGAUUUUCAUAUCCUUCGAAGGAUCUUUUGAACCGUUUGAAGUUUCAGCAGAUGAAACUGUGGAGGCUGUCAAGAUGAUGGUAAAGGAUUAUUUCCACAUUCCUCUCUCUGAAGACAAACAAGGCAGGCGGUAUCUGGAGCUGAUGUACGCUGGAGCCGCUCUAAAGGACAGUUGGAGUCUUGCUGAUGUUGGAAUAUCUUUCUGCUCAACUCUCAAAUGCUUUGUUAAGGAAGAAGAUAAGCCUCUUCUCUGUGUGUUCAAUGGCGUGACCCAAGAGACAAUGCCAAUAAUGGAGGGCAUUUCCCUUCUUGGUAAAAAAGUGUCUGAGCUGAGAACACUGGUGACUCUGAGAUGUGGCCUACCCGUGAGUGUUUACUGUCUCCGCACCCCAAAGGGACUGGAGAUGUACGACUGCAACCCCCUCCAGGACUACCAGAUUAAUAUCGGCACAACACUUCGGUUGGACGUCUGGGAUGGAUGGAAGGAAUUUCUCAUGGGUUGUAUCCUUGGACAAAAACUUAAAGUCCAACGCUAUUUAUCAACAGAAGGACCGAUACUCAAGUAUCAAAAGAGGGUGGCCCUGUACAUUGCUGCCUUUUAUGGCCAUGUGGAGCUCACUGAAUGGGCCCUGAAGCAGGGUGUGCAGCCUCAUGAGGCAGUUGGUGUUCACCCCUAUCGAGCAUGGUGCCAUGACGCCCUUCACGCAGAUAUCUCGAAAUGCCCCAUUCAUGCCGCUGCAGAAGCGGGCCAACUGUUGAUUCUAAAGGCCUUUGUCAACUGUAGUGUGUUGUCCUUGGAAUGCAAAAACACAGCAGGACAAACUCCCCUGAACAUUGCAUUCAAACACAAACAUAAAGACUGUGUAUUAUACUUGCUCAGUAAAAUGUGGUCCACGGUUUCUUUUCUGAAAAUUUCAGUCCCAAUGAGGAUUUAUAUUAAGAUAAAACAGUGGGUUCACAGAGCUAAAAGUCACAGUCUUCAUAAAAGCCAGCUCUGUGGAGCAAGGCUCUUUCCAGCAAAAGUUGGAGACACUGUUAUGGUGGAUGGUUUUAGCAAAUCGAAAAUGAACUCCAAGAGCUGGCACAAGGCUGGGAACAGGGAUCCACAGAACAACGUGCACAGGCUACCACCUCUGAAAGAACAAACCACCAACGGGAAACCAAGCAAUGCUUUGGCAAUUUCACACCCAGAUACAAAAGAACAAACCCUGAAAUUUCCUUCAGUGGUAGAUGCAAAUACAUCCUCUGAAUUACAAAGCCAUCGACAACAAAAUCAGAAAAAAUUUACUGCCACAUCUAGGAUAAAACAAAAGCUCAUAAAAAAUAUUUAUCUUCCCCAAGUCCCCCUCCCUCCAGUAUCAAGAGUGGGAUAUUCACACCCAUCGUUUUACUAUGCAACACCCAGUGCUGAUGUUUUACUAAGGUCCUCCCUAACAUCUUUCUCAGAACACAGUGGGAAGACUCCAAGAGAAAACGCGAUCUACUGCUUAGCUCUGGCAAGUGCCUUUAAAGAGAAACAAUGGCUUCAGCAGUUGGGAAUUGCAAGAGCCCUGGCCAAAAAGAGCAUUUCCAACCUGACUAUCCAUGGAGGCCUGACAACACAUGAGAAUCCUCCAGAAAUUGUGCUAUGAAAAGUCAUGACAAGCCUUGCUUGGACAAAGACCUGAUCAAUUAGAAUCUCCAGUUCUAAUGUUAUCAUUUCUAGUAACAGCGACAAUGCUAUCACCUCCACUCACCAGCAGUUCUAAUGCUAUACAACUUUUAAUAGGACUUUUUUUAAUUUAAUUUUUAAUUAAAUCAGUACUGUAUACAUUUGUGGGGUACAAUAUGUGGAAUGCUUAUAUUUAAUAUGUAACACCGUGUUUUCUUAGACUCUGUUAUCCUAAACGAAAAUUUAGGACUUUAACACAAUUUUUUUUUGCAUAAAGAUUCUGGGGAAGAACUCACAAGAAUCUGAGGACAGUAGUUUUCUGUGGGGUGGGAGA
Molecule: messenger RNA, 2073 nt
Organism: Nycticebus coucang (slow loris)
Lineage: Eukaryota; Metazoa; Chordata; Mammalia; Primates; Lorisidae
Gene: ANKUB1
Product: ankyrin repeat and ubiquitin domain containing 1
Exons: 7
Coding region: 85-1719 (544 amino acids)
Molecular function (GO): protein binding
Source: RefSeq, a predicted model, not a curated record